Ctenopharyngodon idella (grass carp) is the source of this 5244-nucleotide messenger RNA. Its product is annotated as dentin sialophosphoprotein-like. Lineage: Eukaryota; Metazoa; Chordata; Actinopteri; Cypriniformes; Xenocyprididae. The transcript is spliced from 3 exons. The record is from RefSeq and is a predicted model, not a curated record. Bases 2233 to 5244 code for a protein of 1003 amino acids.
GGCACUUUUCACAUUUUUAGACCUGUAACUAGAGCAUUUUAUUGAAAUAAGAACAUUUCCCCAGAAGAUAAAAAUCAAUUGUUUAUUUUUAAAUAAAAACAAUCAAAAUGUUGCUUAUUAGCUUGCAUAUUGGCUGUUUAUUAGUACUUAUAAAGCACAUAUUAUUGCCUUAUUCUGCAUAACCAUAUUCUGCAUCUCAAAAUACUACCCCAUACCUAAACUUAAACGCUACAACUACCUUACUAACUAUUAAUAAACAGUAAAUUAAGAGUUUAUUGAGGCAAGUCGUAGUUAAUAUUGAAUAUGUGUUCCCCAUACCAAAGUGUUACCAAAUGUUAUGUUUAUAUAUGAGGAAUUGCCUUAUUAAAUAUGAAUUAAUUUGCAUACACAUCCAGAACAUAAGUCUGAACAUUGGAUAAAGUCAGGUUUAAAAAUCUUGUUCCAUUGUGUGUUCCAGGUAAAGGUUUUUACAGAGGGGAUUUUGAACAGACAGAAAAAAAGAAAAAAGAAAAAUCACCAUGUUUUUAGGAUAUAUAUAUAAAUCUUAUAUAAAUCAGCUGAAUCAUUUAUGAACAACCACCUCAGUAAAAACCUUCAGAAUAUAGAUAGGAAUAAAAUUGUAAAGUUUGGUGUAUGUAAGUGUUACUGAAGUGGAGGAAAAAAAAAAUCAUUUUGAGCCUUUAAAUUAAAUAAAUCUACAGGUGCAAAUAGAUAGUGUAAUAAGAUAAACACUUAAAUGUGUAUUUCAGAUGUUUUCUUUCCAGUCUGAAAGAAGACAUGUUAUGGAAGCACAAUAAAUUGCUCAAAAAAAAAAAAAAAAAAAUCUCAAAAAUGAAAAACAAUGAUUUUGCCUGUAGUGUAUUGUCUUAUGUUGAAAUCCAAACUCGGCAUGUAAAUGAAACUGCACUUGACUCAACCAAGACGGCUACAAAUUCUACGCUGUAAAAAAUUAGAUUUUAAUGGUUAAAGACUGUAAAAAUGCUACGGUGAAAAACAGUUAUUUGGUUUACAGAAAGUUUCCUACUAUAUACGGUGAAUAACUGAAAUAGAUCUGUAAUGUAACUUAAUGUAAUUUUAUAGUAAAAUGCUGUUAAAUUUACAGUUUUUUUUAACUGAAAAAAAUAAGUCAUUGUAUAAUUUACAAUGAAGAAAUGUAAUUUGACACUCCCACAAUUCCCUGCGUGACACUUCACAUUUAAUGUAUUUUCGUUGAAAUAACUCAAUUAGAUUUAACUUUAAACUUUAACUUUAGAUUUUUCUAAUCAGUUAUGUACAUUAGGGUUUUAUGUUACAUCGAAUGUUGUUAAAUUAAUGUGUAUUGCAUUUUUAAAAUGUCAUGUGUGUUACCAUGAUGGUGUUCAGUGUUUGUGUGAAUUACACUUUCUAUAUAUUAGAAUUGUUCUUCUCAGCUUGUGAAAAAGCUGCUUGUGAUGAACUUUGAUUCAUCAUGUGACUCACAUCACCACUGCGUUUGGUGGUUGUCAGUGUAUUACAAAGGUACAAAGUAGAUAUUAGUACUUCAAUAGGUUGGUAAAUUAACAUUAUAUCAGUUAAUGAAAUAAAUAGUUUUACAGAUUUAAAUAGUUAAAUCUGUAAAACCUAAAAUGUUGCUACCGUAUUUUUUACUGUAAAUUUCUGGCAACCACAGCUGCUGUUUUUUGUAAAUUUUACGGGGAUUUUUUUUUUUUUUUUUUUACAGUGCUUCAAGCAAGCAGACCCAGACGCACAAAUUUUAAGUGCAAACUGAGCACAAAACAAUUUCCAUUAUUUAGAAACCCCUAAACAUCCAAAUCCAGCCCAAUCCCAGCAUGAAAUUUGACUGUUUGUGGGAUCCUGUUAAACUCAAGACAGCUAGCAGACUUCUACUGUAAAGUACCUAGGACACACUAAGAUAAAACUGCAGUAUGGAUAAAUGGGCUAAAAAGGAUUCUCAAACCUUUUCAUAAAGUCUCCUCAAGCACUGGACUUUUUUUUUUUUGCAGGAUAUUUCCCUGAUUUAACACACCUCAUUCAACUAAUCAGCUAAUUAGUCAAGAGUUCCAUGACCUGAACUGGGAGUAUCAGACGGGAGAUUCCAAGAGAGAUUGAGAAAUUAUGAACAAUACAAUUAUAUAUAUAUAAAUAUAUAUAUAUAUAUAUAUAUAUAUAUAUUUUUUUUUUUUUUUUUUGAUAUACCUUAAUUUAUCUCUCAUAUGUUGUGUUUUAGUGUGAUCAAUUCUGACAGCUAUCAAGAUGUGGAGAACAGCAUGGAUGACCACAAUUUUUAUGUUAACAGUACAUACUGUAAUCAGAGCCCAAACAACAAUGACUGAUGUUACAGAAGACACAGACUCAACAGAUGACAUUACAAAUGAUUCUAUGACAAACACAACUGAUGAAUUUCCCACAGAAAUAUCUACAGAAUCAAUUACAAGUAGCACAGACGAAUCUAUAACCGGUUUAACAGAUGAAUCAACCAAUGAUGACAUGACGAAAAUGACAACAAUGGAAGAAUUUUCAACAUCUUUGUUGGAUGACCCUACCAUCGAUCUUACAGAUCAGUCAACUAACAUACCAAAAUUUACAACAGAAUUUACUGACAAAUCACCAACAGAUUUCACAGAUGCAUCAGACACAGAUAUUACAGGUGAAUCAACAACAGAUUUUACAACAGAUUCAUCAGAGGAAAAUUUAACAGAAGAAACUGUAUGGUCAACUGUUGGAUUUACUGAUCAAACAUUAAAUACAGAUGAGACACUGGAACCGAUAACAGUAUUCAUGUCAGACAUAUCUACACAUGCCACUGAAAUACCAACAGCAUUUACAACAGAUUCAUCAGAGGAAGAUUCAACAGAGGAAACUGAACCAUUAACUACUGGAUUUACUGAUCAAACAAUAAAUACUGAUGAGACACUGGAACCGAUAACGGCAUUUACGUCAGACGUAUCUACAAGUAUCACUGAAAUAUCAACAGUAUUUACAACAGAUUCAUCAAAAGAAGAUUCAACAGAGGAAACUGAACCAUCAACUCUUGGAUUUACUGAUCAAACAAUAAAUACUGAUGAAACACUGGAACCGAUAACAGCAUUCACGUCAGACGUAUCUACACAUGGCACUGAAAUAUUAACACCAUUUACAGAUUAUUCAUCAGAGGAAACUGAACCAUCAACUACUGGAUUUACUGAUCAAACAAUAAAUACUGAUGAGACACUGGAACCGAUAACAGCAUUCACAUCAGACGUAUCUACACAUGGCACUGAAAUAUUAACAGCAUUAACAGAUGAUUCAUCAGAGGAAGAUUCAACAGAGAAAACUGAACUGUCAACUACUGGAUUUACUGAUCAAACAAUAAAUACUGAUGAGACACUGGAACCGAUAACAGCAUUCACGUCAGACAUAUCUACAAGUGUCACUGAAAUACCAGCAGCAUUUACAACAGAUUCAUCAGAGGAAGAUUCAACAGAGGAAACUGAACUACCAACAACAGGAAUUACUGAUCAAUCAACUGCAACCACAAAACCACAAUCAACCACAAGAAUUACAGCUGGAUCCACCUUAGAAGAAACAACUAUAGACUUCACUGAAGAAAUAACUACUGAUGAGACACUUGAACCAAUAACAGCAUUCACUUCAGACAUACCUACAAAUAUCACAGAGAUAUCAACACCAUUUACAACAGAUUCAUCAGAGGAAGAUUCAACAGAGGAAACUGAACUAUCAACAACAGGAGUUACUGAUCAAUCAACUGCAACCACAAAACCACAAUCAACCACAAGAAUUACAGCUGGAUCCACCUUAGAAGAAACAACUAUAGACUUCACUGAUGAAAUAACUACUGAUGAGACACUUGAACCGAUAACAGAAUUCACUUCAGACAUACCUACAAGUAUCACAGAGAUAUCAACACAAUUUACAACAGAUUCAUCAAAGGAAGAUUCAACAGAGGAAACUGAACUACCAACAACAGGAGUUACUGAUCAAUCAACUGCAACCACAAAACCACAAUCAACCACAAGAAUUACAGCUGGAUCCACCUUAGAAGAAACAACUAUAGACUUCACUGAAGAAAUAACUACUGAUGAGACUCUUGAACCGAUAACAGAAUUCACUUCAGACAUACCUACAAAUAUCACAGAGAUAUCAACACCAUUUACAACAGAUUCAUCAGAGGAAGAUUCAACAGAGGAAACUGAACUACCAACAACAGGAGUUACUGAUCAAUCAACUGCAACCACAAAACCACAAUCAACCACAAGAAUUACAGCUGGAUCCACCUUAGAAGAAACAACUAUAGACUUCACUGAUGAAAUAACUACUGAUGAGACACUUGAACCAAUAACAGAAUUCACUUCAGACAUACCUACAAAUAUCACAGAGAUAUCAACACCAUUUACAACAGAUUCAUCAAAGGAAGAUUCAACAGAGGAAACUGAACUACCAACAACAGGAGUUACUGAUCAAUCAACUGCAACCACAAAACCACAAUCAACUACAAGAAUUACAGCUGGAUCCACCUUAGAAGAAACAACUAUAGACUUCACUGAAGAAAUAACUACUGAUGAGACUCUUGAACCGAUAACAGAAUUCACUUCAGACAUACCUACAAAUAUCACAGAGAUAUCAACACCAUUUACAACAGAUUCAUCAGAGGAAGAUUCAACAGAGGAAACUGAACUAUCAACAACAGGAGUUACUGAUCAAUCAACUGCAACCACAAAACCACAAUCAACCACAAGAAUUACAGCUGGAUCCACCUUAGAAGAAACAACUAUAGACUUCACUGAUGAAAUAACUACUGAUGAGACACUUGAACCAAUAACAGAAUUCACUUCAGACAUACCUACAAAUAUCACAGAGAUAUCAACACCAUUUACAACAGAUUCAUCAGAGGAAGAUUCAACAGAGGAAACUGAACUAUCAACAACAGGAGUUACUGAUCAAUCAACUGCAACCACAAAACCACAAUCAACCACAAGAAUUACAGCUGGAUCCACCUUAGAAGAAACAACUAUAGACUUCACUGAUGAAAUAACUACUGAUGAGACACUUGAACCAAUAACAGAAUUCACUUCAGACAUACCUACAAAUAUCACAGAGAUAUCAACACCAUUUACAACAGAUUCAUCAGAGGAAGAUUCAACAGAGGAAACUGAACUACCAACAACAGGAGUUACUGAUCAAUCAACUGCAACCACAAAACCACAAUCAACUACAAGAAUUACAGGCUGGAUCCACCUUAGAAGAAACAACUAUAGACUUCACUGA